Molecule: messenger RNA, 1694 nt
Organism: Aegilops tauschii subsp. strangulata
Lineage: Eukaryota; Viridiplantae; Streptophyta; Magnoliopsida; Poales; Poaceae
Source: RefSeq, a predicted model, not a curated record
UCGUGUGAUGGCCGCGCCGAGGAGGACAUGCUCGACAUUGACUCUCCCUGGGUCGCGGCGGCCGAGGCUGACUCCAGGCUGGAGGAAGCCACGGUGGCCGCGGCUUCAUCGGGACUUCGCCUUCAGGCAGAGAGCAAGGCUUGCGAAGACGAGAUACGAAACAACCAGGAGCAACAAGAGGACGAGCUGAUGGCAUUGAAAGCAAUAUAUGGGGACGACCUUGUUGAAUUCGAAAGCAAAGCAGGGCUACGCUAUUUCCAGGUUUGCAUACGUUACGAUCUUCAUGAUGACGCUCAAGUGUGUGCCAGGCUUUCUUCAAAAACUGAAAAAACAAAAUAUGGAGGAUGUCCUGAUGAUGAUCAUGAUACAGAAGAACAUGAUGCUGGACUUGAUGAAUUCUCUUACACCUGCAACUUUGAGUACUUGCCUCCUCUGAUAUUGACAUGCCUACUUCCAAAAUCAUAUCCUAGCAAAGAGCCCCCAUAUUUUACCGUAACGGCUAAAUGGAUGGAUGGGCCUGAUGUUUCUCAACUCUGUGAGAUGCUUGAUACCAUUUGGGCAGAGAUGCCGGGGCAGGAAGUGGUAUAUCAAUGGGUCGAGUGGAUACGCAAUUCUUCAUUGGCAAAUCUCUGGCUUGAUGGCAAAAUAUUGUUAGGUCCAGACAUUCAUAGAUACAAGGGAGAUCGGCGCGCAAUCUCAAGAAGUCUCUCACUAGAGUGUGUGAUCCCUUCCAUGCUCAGCUACAGUAGUAAGAAACAUUACCAAGCUUUUCUUGAGGACCUCCAUAUGUGCAUGAUAUGCCUUAACCAGUGGAAAGGUUCAAACUUCAUCAAGCUUCCAUGCCAGCACUUGUAUUGUGUGAAGUGCAUGGAGACGUUAUGCAAGAUGCAUGUGAAGGAAGGCACUUUGUUUCAGUUAGUUUGCCCUGACACCAAGUGCAAUACUUCCAUUCCACACUAUCUGCUAAAGAGGCUUCUUAGCAAAGAAGAGUUUGAACGCUGGGAUAGGCUUGCUCUCGAGAAAGCGUUGGACUCAAUGUCAGACGUGGUUUACUGCCCAAAAUGUGUGGUUGGUUGCGUGGAAGAUGAGGAUAACAAUGCGGAAUGUCCGAAAUGUUCGUUUACCUUCUGCGGUUUUUGCAAGGAAUUAUGGCAUCCAGGGAAACAAUGUCUAACUCCAGAACAAAAGCUCCAACGUCGGAGGGGGUCAGGCAGAAUGACUGAGAGGGAGGUGGCGCAAGAACUAGCGAACGUCAGAGAGUUAUACAAAGAUGUUCGGGUAUGUCCGAAAUGCCGAAUUGCCAUCGCCAAAUGUGAAGGCUGCAACAAAAUGGUGAACUGUCGCCUCUUUGAGCCUCAUGACAUGACAGACUUGGAUAGACAAAUGGAUGAACUGCAAUUUGGAAACCAGAUGCGGAAUCAGUUGAAACCGGUAGGUGCUAUGGUGAGAUGUCCAAGGUGUCGUGAAAUGACUUUCAAGGACGAUGAGAAAUAUAUCUUCUGUAUGGUGUGCGCAGCAAGCUCUUGCACAAUGUGCAAACGGAUAAUCACGGAUAGGAGGAUGAAGAGCGGGCACUGGGGGUCGUCAGAAUGCUACUCCUCGUAGUACCGCUGAGUCACGGGUCUCUACCGGUCAACUUUCUUGCAUCUAGGACAUUUUGGCUAAGUUUACAGUUAUUGAAUUACGUUGUGUUU